Messenger RNA from Periconia digitata, 417 nucleotides. The record is from the annotation of a GenBank genome assembly. Lineage: Eukaryota; Fungi; Ascomycota; Dothideomycetes; Pleosporales; Periconiaceae.
AUGGGAAGCGAUACUGGCACCUCGCAGGUUUUAUUGUCGUUGGCAGACAAUAGACGGCAGUUUCCUCUCUUUUGGCCUUCACCUGGGCUUGUCGAUCGCAGUCGGAAGAAUACCAAGAUCAAUGGGGCAAAGCGCGAUGAAUGGGCUCCAUGUUGCCAAGCUUCUGACACGUUGCAGGGAUUGGCUGAUCGGACCUCACCUCGUCCUCGUCAAAGCAGCACCGAGCAGACACCAGACACUGUUCGAGCCAUUGUAAUCCACACGCUUCAGGCUCUAACCAUCAUCAUGGGACCUCCACGCUUCCGCGAGCCGGCCAAACACCCCAUCCACGUCCACCCGGUUCGCCCACUCUACCGCUUCGCGGCAACGGGCCUCGGCGCGUCCAUGUGGUUCUUUGUGCGUAUAUCCAAUCAGUAG